ACAUGUCAGACGGUUUUAAGUGACUCUCAGUCGCAGAAAACUCUCCAGGAGACGAGCUGCUACUGCUGCCGCUGUGUUUGUUCUUGGUCCCGCUUCACAGAACAAUCAUGUCGGACUCCAUUAAAAACGUCGCGAUAUUUGGAGCCACGGGAAUGACCGGACUGGCGACCCUUCCGCUGGCGGUGGCUGCAGGUUAUGAUGUGACAGUGUUGGUUCGAGACCCUGCCAAGCUGCCUGCAGACCACAAGGCGUCCAGAGUGGUGGUGGGAGACGUUCUGAAUAAAGAGGACGUGAAGAAGGCGAUGGAAGGUCAAGACGCCGUCAUCAUCAUCCUCGGCACCAGGAACGACCUCAGUCCGACCACCAUGAUGUCUGAAGGCACCAAGAACAUCAUCGAAGCCAUGAAGGCUCGAGGGAUCCGCAAAGUGGUCGGCUGCAUGUCAGCCUUUCUGCUGUGGGAUCGAUCCAAAGUCCCUCCUCGUCUGAUUCCUGUCACCGAGGAUCACGACCGGAUGUACUCGGUGCUGAAGACGUCGGGACUGGACUAUGUGGCCGUGAUGCCGCCUCACAUCGGAGGCGACCUUCCCCUGACAGAGAGCUACAUGACGGCAGAGAACAUGCUGAGAGGACGAGCCAUCUCCAAACACGACCUCGGACAUUUCUUCGUCAAGUGUCUGUCCACCUCUGAGUGGGACGGCAAGACUGUAGGGCUGUGGGCAGACUACAAAUAAUUUCUUUAAUUCUAAGAGAAAAUGUUAAGAGAUAAAUAAAGGAAAGAUUUCUAUGUCGA
This is a messenger RNA of Acanthochromis polyacanthus (spiny chromis), 790 nucleotides long. It is a transcript of the gene blvrb, whose product is annotated as biliverdin reductase B. The transcript is spliced from 5 exons. The record is from RefSeq and is a predicted model, not a curated record. Lineage: Eukaryota; Metazoa; Chordata; Actinopteri; Pomacentridae. Bases 108 to 731 code for a protein of 207 amino acids.